AUGAUCGCGCACAAGCACGCGCUCGCCGCCGCGCUGCUGUGCGCAUUGGCCGGCCAGCUCGGAGCCGGAGCCAGCCUGCACUGUGCCAUGAGGAGAGAGAUCUCGCCCUGCACCUGCCGUCGUGAAGAUGGCACUGGUGCUAUUUUAGUUGUCUGUCAACGUAUCAGUGCUUACGAAGAAAUUGCUCGGGCUUUAACAAACAAGUUCAGCCCAGAAACAAAAAUCGGAUUGGAUAUCUCCUACUCCCAGCUUCCGGACUUUUCUGACCACAGCAUCAAAGAACUCGGACUUUCUAUCACAAGACUUAAACUAAACUUCGACAAUUUAAGUGAGUUGAAAGAAAGUGUUUUCACGAAAUUGGACUUGGUGGACUACUUCAGUCUGGCUGACAACUCGUUAACAGAAAUGCCGAGACAUGUACUCCAGCACCUGCCGCACGUAAAGACCCUCGACCUCUGCAGGAACAAAAUCACGAAGCUCACCGAAGAUGACUUCAGGGACAUACAGGAAGUGGAACACUUACUGGUGGCAGAUAACCAGAUAUCAAAAAUAGAGAGAGAUGCGGUGCCCAAAGCUUUAAAGCACGUUCAUCUUGGAAUCAACAAGCUGAGUUCACUAAAUGGAGCUCUCAGGGAUUUGGACGAUUUGGAAUGGAUUUUCAUAAACGCCAAUAAUUUAAAGUCUAUAGAAAAUGAAUUGCCAGUUAAAGCGAAAAGGAUUGUUCUAAUUCACGCCGCCCACAACGAAUUACAAACCUUACCCAAAGACCUGAAACAAAUGCCUUCACUAGAAUCAUUGUAUUUCUAUGGAAAUAGUAUCAAAUUAUUGGAUGGAGCUCUGCAGAAGUCCAGAAGAUUGAUGAGGAUAGGACUGUCUUUCAACAAGAUAGAAAGUCUAGCGGAGGAUGAGUUUACUGAAGCAGAGAAAUUGGCUGAAUUGGAUAUUGCGUAUAAUCAACUCAAAUCAUUAAAUGGAUCUUUAAAGAGUUUGAAGUCAUUGCGAUAUUUGAAUCUAACUCAUAAUUACAUGACAGAAUUUUCUCUGCAAGAAAUCAAAGGUUUAAAAAGAUUGUCUGUUAUUGAUCUCUCUCAUAAUAGAAUAAGUCUUAUAACAGGAAACAUGGAGAAUUUGGUUGACGUUGAAACUCGUGUCCUAGAACUGAGACUUGACCAUAAUUACAUCCUUAGCUUGGGCGGAGCGCUGAUGGGGCUGCACGGCCUAUUGAGGCUCAAUUUAAGUAACAAUCUUCUUCAGCAAAUUUCACCGGAUGACCUGAUUGGUCUUGAAGAUUUGAGGUUGCUUGACGUGUCCCAUAACCACAUAACUACAUUGGAAGAAACAUCAAAGACAUUUUUGCCGUCACUUGAAGAAUUGAUAGCACACCAUAACAACAUAACUUUACUUGAUAAAGAUUUCCAUGGAUUGCCCUCGUUGUGCAUAGCUGAUUUGUCAUUUAACCACAUCAAGACCGUUAACUAUGACGUUGUGUCAAAAUCUAGAUGUACUAUCAAUGGAGUGCCUAGCGUAUUAAAGAUUUACCUUCAAGAUAACCCGGUUUUAUGCGACGAUCACCUGUACGAGCUCAUCACUGUGCUGGAGACGUUGAGCGCUCGCAUUAACGGUGCGUCAACAUGCGUGGCGCCGCAGACCACAGCGCCCGUCCCGCUGAGGGCGCUAAACGACGUGGUGCCGCCUCAGGAAACACCGCCAGUCAUCAUCAUGACACAGUUGGGGGGUGGCCCGCGUGCACUACCAGAUGGUGUUGACCAUGACACCGCUUCAGUACCACAAGUGCCUCAACUGAUGUACAGGCGCGUGGGAGCACUCUUCGGUCACGUGCUGCCUGAGCGCGAGGGUGGAUUACCAGUGGUCGUGGAACCACCAGUGACGCUGCCACCCGCCAGCACUAACGUCGUGGUAAAGUGGCCCGAUGAGAGGAGAGUGGAAGAGACACAUCCGCUGGUUGACCACCUGCGGCUCCGAGACCUAAACGCAUCGCCGCAGUGA
Molecule: messenger RNA, 2007 nt
Organism: Spodoptera littoralis (African cotton leafworm)
Lineage: Eukaryota; Metazoa; Arthropoda; Insecta; Lepidoptera; Noctuidae
Source: the annotation of a GenBank genome assembly